GGAUGAAACACAUCUUUUUAUAUCAGCUGAUAUUGUUGAGGUUCUUCAAGCUCGUGUUGAUGAUCUAAUGGACCAGAUAAGUUUCCCCUUGGCUGACAGAGGGUUGUAAGAAUUGAACAAUUGUGAUUGCUUUCAUUACACUCUACCAUGGCAUCUGCAAGAGAAUCAGGACGGCUGAAAGAUGCCAAUCAGAAAAGGGUACUAGAUGAAGCUGCACGUCACAGGAGGGCCAGAAAAGCCCUUGAAGCUCUUGAACAAGAUAAUUUCCAUGAAGAUCCACAUGCUGACCUUGUGAUGAGCAAAAAAGUCCCAAAAUUUCAAGAAACUCUAGAAUCUCGUGGUGGAAGAAGAAAGAAGACCAAAAGUGCUGAAUAUUACAAGCUAAGGUUUCGCAAAACAUUUGCCCAGUUGGUUGAGGAAGAUCGAAAUAUUAACCCACAACCACCAAAUUAUAUGUCGGCUCAGGCACCACCAUCAAGGUUCCCAGAAAGACACUUUUGUGCUGUGUGUGGAUUUCCCAGCAAUUAUACCUGCAUUCCAUGUGGCGCAAGAUAUUGCAGUAUUCGAUGUUUAGGUACACAUCUUGACACUCGCUGUCUGAAAUGGACAGCUUAGGAAUCUUCUUGGAAAAUUGUGGAAAACAACACUACUCUUUUUCCUGAGUUAUUGGAGAACUUAUUAGUUUUAUUCAGUGAAAAAGUUCCAUUGUAACUGAUUUCUUAAUUGGAAGUAUACUGAUAUAUUGUGUAAACAUAAGUAUUAAUAUUGAUAAUUUCUUUUCUUGUGUAUGUGUAAUUUUGCUGAGUACUAAUCUGUUUGUCAGUGUUAAAUCAUAGUUUACUUCACUGUAUUGUCUUAGUUGUGUUUUGGUAUUGCUUCCUGCAGUGUCCUUGUAAAAUAUUACACAUUAAUACAUUUUUAAUAAAUUAAGUGAAUUUGCAAUGAGCAGUUCACUGUUUCAAGUAA
Messenger RNA from Schistocerca serialis cubense, 966 nucleotides. RefSeq names its product zinc finger HIT domain-containing protein 1. The coding region runs from base 148 to 615 and encodes 155 amino acids. Lineage: Eukaryota; Metazoa; Arthropoda; Insecta; Orthoptera; Acrididae. Gene Ontology annotation, biological process: chromatin remodeling. The record is from RefSeq and is a predicted model, not a curated record. Gene Ontology annotation, molecular function: nucleosome binding. Gene Ontology annotation, cellular component: Swr1 complex. The transcript is spliced from 3 exons.